Chiloscyllium plagiosum (whitespotted bambooshark) is the source of this 5472-nucleotide messenger RNA. Lineage: Eukaryota; Metazoa; Chordata; Chondrichthyes; Orectolobiformes; Hemiscylliidae. The record is from RefSeq and is a predicted model, not a curated record.
GACGGGGGCAGGAAGCUGGGUCAGAGCAAGUGCGUUUGCAGAGCUGAGAGUUCCUGUCUUGGCGGCUCUGAGGGGUUGUUGCGGCUGGAACAGCACUAUGGUCUGAGAUAUAAAUUCCAGCAUUGGAAAUGCUGCCAAAAAGCCAUGAUGGAACCUGGCUCCCUUGUCCGAGCAGUCUUCGAUUUCCUGCCCAGUGUCUCGGAGGAGCUGCCCAUAUUUGGGGGUGAUGUCAUUGAGGUGUUGAGUGUGCUUGAUGAGUUCUGGCUGCUGGGGAAGAAAGAUGGCGUGACGGGGCAGUUCCCCAGCAGUUUUGUGGAAACUGUCUCGAUCCCGAACACUAAGCAAGGGGAGAGGUUGUGCGUUUGCAUUAAUGACUUCACUGCAGCCAACAGCAGCGACCUGUCUCUCCGACGUGGUGACAUUGUGGUGGUUGAAGAUUCUCCCGAUGGGUACUGGCUCCGAGGACGCACUAACUGGGGCCUGUGUGGCACAUUCCCGGCCUCCUGUGCCCGGGAGCUGCGCCUGUCAUCCCGAGCCCGUGAGCUCUCCCGCAAGGUGGUGGGCGAGCUGCCUGAUUACGGCCUUGGCCUGGCCCGGGCCCUCAUGAGCCUCUCGGCCCAGCUGCCCGAGGAGCUGGACUUCACUGAGGGCGACGUCAUCACCAUCGUGGGGUUGCCCGAGCCUGGCUGGUACCAGGGCGAGCUGGACGGCAGGCGUGGGAUCUUCCCUGAGGGCUUCGUUGAGCUGGUGGGUCCCCUGCAGACCCCUGAGGUGGACUCUAGCUCUGGGCCAGGGGGCUACGACGAAGUGGAGGAGGCUGUUGAGGAGGAAGGGGAUGGCAUUGAGGUGGAGGCAGAGGAAGGGGUGGGGGGUGUUGAGGAGGAAGAUAACGUGGAGGGCUCGGCAUCACCAGGGGUUUACGUAGUGGCUCUGUAUGAUUUCCAGGCCCUGGAGCCUGAGGAGCUGGACUUUGUCAGGGGUGAGCGUAUCAGGGUGACCGAAACAUUGGAGGAUGGCUGGCUCCAGGGGUCCGUAGGGGGUCGGACUGGGAUCUUCCCAUUCCGCUUUGUCAAACUGGAGGGGGAUGGGCAGCUAGGGGACUUGGCGCAGCCCAGCAGCAGGCAGACAGUCCAGGGGUCAGCCUCCUCUGGGAGGGGAGCCCUCACUGGGCCAGCACUGACCCCUGAGCUGACGGAGACUCCCAGUGAUCGCACCCAGGUGAUCCCAGCUGGUCUAACGCCGAGCCAACCUGCCGCCUUCCAGGGUCAGGGGUCAGCGGAGAUUUCUCAUGUUCCGCUUGUACCGGCCGCUUGCGAUGCAGAGCAGCUGAGGGGGGAGAGCGGGCAGGGCCUGGAUUCAGAGGGUCAACAGGAGUCAGAGGUGAGGAGCUGGAGCCCCAGCCCGGUGACCCCACAGGGAGGCGGAGUUUGGCUGAGGGUGGAGGGGGUGGGGCCAGUCACCAGGGACGACCUGGACACCAAGUGCUCUGAACAGAUCGAGGAGUUCAACCGCAGCCUGCCGGGAGGCCUGAGGUCAGAGGUCAGCCCACUAUUCCGACGCCAUUUCUCCAUCUCGGACUACAACUCUGAGCAGGACGUGGCCAGCGGCUCCACUCGGAGCCCGGGCAGGUUCGCCAGGCCACCCCCUCCUCGCCCUCUGGCCUCUGCCCCCUCUCCUUCGCCCCGCCCUCCAGCCUGCUCCCUCCGCCCCUCCAGGCCCGCGCCCCUCCCCCCUCCCCACUCCCGCAAGGCGGACCCCUGCCCUCCAAGGACACCCCGGGCCAGACUGGCUGGGGGGGAUCACGUGCUCCAGGACAUGGGCAGGGACUCGGAAGAUGUGCCCCUCCCCCGGGGGCCGAGCCCCGGCCCCCUGCUUUCUCGGAUCCAGGAGCUGGAGUGGGACUUGGAGAUGCACUACCAGACCCAGGAGGCUCUGAGGCUCAUGGCUGAGAGACCAGCGGAGGAAAGUCUUCAUUCCGAAGCACUGGAAAACCUGGAAUUCUGCUCCUAUAAAAUCAAGACGUUGGAAGGAGAGCUUCAGACUCUUAAAGACAUGACACUUUUAUCCAAUGACCACUGCUCUUUGGAACCAGCCCCACCAGAGAACCCCAGUCAGAAGAUGAUGGAUAAGAGGGCAAAGGUCAUUGAGGAGCUGCUGCAGACAGAGGCUGAUUACAUUAAGGACCUGGAGAUGUGUGUGGACAAGGUGCUGAUCCCCCUCCAGAACAAACAGUUACAGCAGGUGGACUGUGAGGCUCUCUUCGGAAACAUUCAGACGGUUAUCGAGGUUUCCAAACGACUGCUGAGGGAGCUGGAGGGUACAGACAGUAUAGGUCAUGUGUUCCUAUCGUUCAGGAAUGAGCUUGAGGAUAUGUACAAUGUUUACUGCCAAAAUCAUGAGGAAGCUAUCGCUCUCCUGGAUAUAUAUGAGAAGGACAGAGAAAUUCAGGGGCAUAUUAACACAUGCCUGGAUCACCUGAGGGCAAUAUAUCGUAAGUGGGGCAAAACCAACUACAUCAACCUGGGUUCGUUUCUCAUUAAGCCAGUACAGCGUGUAAUGAGGUACCCAUUGCUGCUUAUGGAACUGUUGAACACUACCCCAGAGACACACCGAGACAAAAAGCCCCUGGGAGAGGCUGUGCUGGCUGUGAAGGACCUCAACGUUAACAUCAAUGAGUACAAACGGCGCAAAGACCUGGUUCUGAAGUAUCGUAAAGGGGAUGAGGACUCGCUGAUAGACAAGAUCUCGAAGCUGAGCAUGCACUCCAUCAUAAAGAAAUCCAACCGGGUUAGCAGUCACCUCAAGCACCUGACGGGUCUCGCUCCCCAGAUUAAGGACGAGGCAUUUGAGGAGGCAGAGAGGAGGUUUCGAGUACAGGAGCGGCUGAUUAAAUCCUUCAUCCGCGAUCUCUCACUCUAUUUGCAACACGUGCGGGAGUCUGUGUCAGUGAAGGUGCUGGUGGCUAUGAGUAUCCUGGACAUGUACGGGGAGAAGAAUCACCCAGAUCUGGAGAGUUUCCAGCGAGCGCAUCGAUUCAUCAGUGACAACCUCUUCACCAACUUUAAAGAGCGGGCAGAGAGCCUGGUCAUCGCGCCCCUGAACCAGCUCCUGGGGAUGUGCGCGGGGCCCCACAAGCUGAUCAUCAAACGCUUCGACAAGCUGCUGGAUUACAACAACUGCAAGGAGCGAGCCGAGAAGCUGAAGGACAGGAAAGUGCUGGAUGAGCUGCAGGCUGCCAAAAACAACUACGAGGCUCUCAACGCCCAGCUCCUCGACGAGCUGCCCAAGUUUCACAAGAGUGCCGAGCAGCUGUUCAUCAACUGUAUGCAAGGGUUUGCCGAGGCCCACCAGGAGUUUGUAGGCCUGACCCUGAACGAGCUUCAGCCAUUGUCGCAGCUCCUCACGGUGGUGAGCAAGGACACCAGUAUCGUGGCCUCGUUCCAGGAACAACACGUCAAAGCCAUCCAAUUACUCCAAGUCUUCAGUUUCUUCCCUGACACCGUCCCUUCCUCCAGAAAACCAUUUGAUCGGAAGGCGACAGACAGGCAGUCGUCGAGAUUGCAAGCCCUGACCACGCCGAACACCACGGUCCAGACGGAUGAACAACGAGCAGCCUUACUGGCAAAGUAUGAACCGGAUAAGCUGUAUCAGACGGACCGGAACUUCAACGCUGCUCAGCAACUGGAUGUUUCCCUACAGGAAGGAGACCUGGUCGGGGUGAUUAAACAGCAAGAUCCCAUGGGCAGUCAAAACCGCUGGCUGGUGGACAAUGGGGUGAUGAAGGGCUUUGUGUACUGCUCCUUUCUGAAGCCCUACAACCCUCGACGGAGCCAUUCGGACAUCUCAGUCGGGAGUCAUUCCUCCAAUGAAUCUGGUUAUGGUGGUUCAUCUCCGGUAAUCUCGCGGCAGAACAGCACCUCGGGGUCAGCAGUGAGCUCCUCGGGUGGUGCAGCUUCCUUCACCCCCACUGCACCGGUUACCACGGAGACCAUGGACGGCUCUCCCCCCAAGGCAGCAGCACAGCGGCGGAAUGCACCGGAACCCUCCCCUCCACGUAUGGCCGCAUCUCCCCCGUGGCCAAACCUGACUGACACCCCCACUUCGUCAUCUCGCCCGGCCCCUCUGAUGUAUCGAUCCAACACCUACGACCCACCACCGGCAACAAGCUCCCGUCAGUCACCCACACCUCACCGGCCACACGCCAAGGAUUCCUACCUAACCGUGCAGCCGAAACGGUUCAACCAGAUGGAAUACUCACAUUCCCGGGAUCUCCGCGGCAGGAAGCGGGAACUGCGGAGGGCCUCAUCACAGGAGGGGUAUCUGGAAAGCAAAGACUAUGAUCCCGGGCAGCAGGUUUACUACGCAAUCUAUGAUUUCCAAGCUCGAUGUGCUAAUGAACUGUCCAUUGUCAACAACCAGCGAGUGCGAAUCCUCCGGUUCCAAGAUAUGAAUGGAAACCGGGAAUGGUGGCUAGCAGAAGCUAAUGGAAGACGGGGAUAUGUCCCUGCCACUUACAUCAGAAAAACGGAAUACACGUGAAUUAAAAGGACAAAAUGGGGAGCGGGAAUAUCCUGGAAAAGAAUAUGAGCACCCCUCUUGUAUUUAAAGACAAUUGAACACAAGAGCAAUGACUGUCUCUCGCUCCAAACUCAAGACAGAGGAAGAGGCCUUUUGAUAGCUUUGGUGUCUUAUUUCUCCAAAGAUGUUUCUGAAAGGGUUUCAGUUUAAGCUGACCAAACGGAAUAAUUGCUGGAACUAAUCCUGGCCAAUUCUACUCUGACAUUCGGCGUUAUACAAAAAUGACCUCAAUUGACAAUGUACCAGUGCUAAAAUAUAAAAUAUAUAUUAUAUAUAUAUAUAUAAAUAUAUAGAUAUACAAUUCCAGAACAAUUCUUUUUGAGAACUUAAACAGUAUUUUAAACCUGCUGAUCCUGUCUCUUCUCCCUACCACGCACCCUGUUCUCCAAACCACCAGCCUCAUGCCAUUUCCAGGGCAGCCAUUUUGAAGUCAGGACUGCGCAAGGAGCCAGAUUUCCCAUCAUGUAUUUGCCUAACACCACAGCAACCUAUAUUUUAUUCAGGACAAAGGCAGCCUUUAUAAAACCACUGCAAGUGUUGUGUCCAGUUGGUGAGAGAUCUUUCAUAUAUGACCUCAGGUGAUUACUUCCAGUGUGAACAGCCUUUCGAGGUAGGCCGCAACUGAACUGCACAUCUCCAGCUGUUCAGAAAUGUGGCAGUACAGCACUUUCAGUCAAGAGUAUCCUGAAGGCAGCACAACGGGCACUUUACAUGACACACAGCAGAAGUUUGUAAUGGAACCAACUGGAAUAUAACUUCUGGAUGUUAACUUGAGAAGCCAUGGCAGUAACUUGUUGUUCAGUUCAAUAAAUUCUGUUAUUCUGACAGGGGUCAGAAGACUGUGGGCCAUUAUGUUUGGUUCAUGAUGUGAAUGGAAUAAAACUAAGUGAGAUG